UCGCUUUCGCUUUGUCUGGCUUUGUCGCAAGCGCAGUUUACACACUAUAAUUUAAGAUUUAGAAUAAUUUAGACUAAAGAAAAAAAUGAUGGACUCCGCAGACGAAGACUCGGUGACAAAACUGAACACGCAGUUGAACAAAUCGAUGAUAUUAAUGGAGGACGUCGUGGAUACUCCGUCUUCGAAUCACAAGCGCAAAUCUAUCACGAUAAACACAGAGGCCAAGUCACCUAAAACGACCGGGAGCCCCGUUAAAUCGCGCAAAAGCAUUUUGAAAAAGUCCAACAAAUCGUUGGGCGAAAGUGUAACGGAUGACGAGAUCGCACAGACCUCGGACGGCGGCACCGAUAAAUCGAACGAUCUAGUGGUCAACGGAUUGUCAUUGCCCACUUCAAUUUUGACCAGACCGCGCAAUCUUCAAGAAAUAGUUGAAAAGGAGUCGCUAAAUGAGGAAAAUGUAUCCUCUACAUUUAACUUGGAGGAUGUAUCGGAUAGUGAAGAGAUUUGGAUAAUGGACAUUCCUAGAUUAAUAGACCCGCAAGAGCUUCAUGGUCAGACUAUAGUCUUUGAGGAUAAGUCAAAGUUUAGAAUUAAAGAUGAACGAUAUUGCAUCGUCGCUCACAACACGAGCCAUAAUGUCACAUGUGUUUUUAAUUCCAAAAAGGACACUCCACAGUAUAAGACUGUAAAUAUCAAGCCAGCUGGCUUUUUAACAGUAAGGAGAAAACUGUCUGGUGCGCCAGAACUAAAACCGGUAUCUACAGAGAGCUCUGUCGUGCAGUUUCCUGACAAUUUAAAAACAAGGCAUCCACUGCUUGGCGUUAUUCGUGAACGUAAGAAGAGGUCGAAGAAACGUAGCUCGAUUAAAGAAAACUAGAAAUUAGAAUUUGAAUAUAACUUGAAUUUGCUUUAAGGCUUUUCUGUUUAAUCGUCACUGCUAUCUCAGAUUGUGACGUCAGAAGCGAGGAAAUAUAUACACACAAAUUCUUGCAAUAUAUAUUAAAAUGUGGAAAUAUUUCAAAAACAGCACUUGCAAUCGAUAGAACUGACUUGUAAAAUAUACUGAAAAUCCUUUUGUCUCGUUAAUUAAUAAAUACAUCUAGGAAUGAAUUAUGCACAAAAUUGUUCCCAACUAUGACAACUGUCUCUCAAAUUAAUAAUAUAUAGAAAUAAUUCUUCCCCCGAAAUAAAAAUAGAUAAUUCUCGUUAUAUUUUAUAAGUCUA
Molecule: messenger RNA, 1224 nt
Organism: Wasmannia auropunctata (little fire ant)
Lineage: Eukaryota; Metazoa; Arthropoda; Insecta; Hymenoptera; Formicidae
Exons: 4
Coding region: 86-877 (263 amino acids)
Biological process (GO): transcription by RNA polymerase I
Source: RefSeq, a predicted model, not a curated record